This is a messenger RNA of Dermatophagoides farinae (American house dust mite), 3122 nucleotides long. The record is from RefSeq and is a predicted model, not a curated record. NCBI's taxonomy places the organism in Eukaryota, Metazoa, Arthropoda, Arachnida, Sarcoptiformes, Pyroglyphidae.
AAUUUAUCAAACGCUGUAAGGUGAUUGUCACAAAACGCCUUCCAAAGAAAAAUUCAUUGGCCAUCAUUGGACCACCACCUGGCAGUGGAAAAACAUAUUUUCUCAAAAGUCUCACCAAUUUAGUGUGGAAUGUUGGCUACAUUGAAUCCAACAUUAACCAAAAAUUCAAAUUUUCCUUUUGAGAAUUUAUACAAUCGAUACCUGGGUGUUAUCAAUGAAUUUAAUUGCAGUGAAUCUCAACGCGAAAACUACAAAAAAGUUUUUGACAACAAGCAAAUGGAAUUUGAAGAAAUCAACUUGAUUGAACCAACAUCGCAGAACAACUUGGUUAACCACUUGAUUGAAUAUAUUUAUAAAAAAUGUUACAAUCCACGUCAAGCCAACAUUCUCAUCAAAGCAGUCAACAACAUAACAUCAACAACAACAUUGACGAAAUCGCUAAAAGACAACUUGUUAGACUUGGCUCUGAGUUACAAGAAUCACUCACAGCCUUCUUUAACCGAAUUCUAUCAAAAAAUAAAUUUCUGUUCAACAUCAGAAGACUGCAGGGACUUAUUGUCCAUAAUAGCUGGUCAAAUGGGUUUGGAACCGAAUAUGAAAACCUUCGAGAUGUUAUCACCAACAUCACCAGAAAAUAUCACAACAGCAGCGGGAUAUGGGGCCUGCACGGAGCAAAUACCAGAUUCGCCCAUAUCCACUGACUCCACAUGUGUACAUCAUACUCAAACGGGGACUGUAAAUGCCGGAUCACCGAGUACCUCCGCAACAAUGGCUAUACGAUCCACUGGGACAAAAGAUAUAGCCAGGAAGGCCUUGCCAGAAGACUCGCGCAGUCUACUAUAUAUCUAUUCCAACGAGAACGACAAUUCAUAUGUGUCCUAAUCGCUGGAAGAAGACAUGAUUUCGGAGGAGAACUGCUGGCUAGAAUUAAAGUUUACAGAGAUGCGGCGAUCGCAAUCGAGUAAUUUGGCACUCGAAGCAGAUUGCGUCGAAAGAUGGACCAACCAUCAUUGAUAUUCGUCAAAACUCUAUAUGGCCAUCUAACAAAUACUAGGUUUUGCAUUAGAAAAAAUUAAAAUGCAAAACUUGAUGAAAAUCUUAAAGAAUCCCAAGCCGAGAUUGAAAAAUUGUAAGACUAACUGAUCGACAUCGAAUCUAUCGCUGGACAAUCAUCACGAAUCGACCAAGACAUAAGACAUGGCAAAAAAAAAAUUUGCAUCCGAACAAACGAAAACAAUUCAACUACAGUUGGAUGAAUGUAAAUCUAGUCUACGACAAGUGGAACGGGAAAAAUUUAAUUGAAAUUGUAACUUUGAAAACUAAAUUCUGUAUACAAUUAGUUAAAAAUAGGCAUAACUCUUUUCAACAUUUUGUUAAUGGUAAAAUUUGGUCUCUACUUGGCGACCAGAAGCCUUAUUUUCUUAACUUAUUCUUGUUCCGUUUCUAGCUAUGAUGAAUGGCAAGAAACUUACAGGAAUUACAAAUCCUAAAUUGCAUUUCAUUAGUCAUUAUCCUAACUUGGCGGCAUUUUAUGGCCCGCUCGUCGAUUUUAAAACUGAAAAAUUGUGAUCAUUAUCGACGAAGAAGAACAAUUUGAAGACGAACCAUUUAUCAGUAGUGAUCGCGUUGAAUGCCAGUUUUUGACUGAGGUAAGAAAUUCUUUGUCAGAUUAUGAAUAUUCUAUGUUUGAACUGUGGGCGGAAAAGAUGAUUGAAGGCCGAAUUCUUUACAGUUGGACUGGAGUGUCCAUUCAAAAGACUUUUCCUACCUUAAUUAGAUCUAUUCCAUUAUUUAGUAAUAAUCUUAAGGAUUAUCUUGUUCGGAUAUCCAAUUCAUCAUUCUUGCAAGAUAAAUUUGCUAUGAUGAAUCCCAACUACAUCCAACCUAAGAAAUAUUCAUUAGGAGACGAUGGUAGUUGUUUUUAUUACAUUCCACUUAUGGAAAUUUUAGUCAAAUACAUUCUGAAUGAUGAUUUGGUCAAGAUCAUCAGACAAGAAACUUCCGAAAAUGUUUCCCAGUAUGUUAGAAACAAUGGGUUACAUGGAAGACUUCGAUUGAUGAUCUAUGGCGAUGAAUUCGGAGUGUGUCGUACAGUUAGGGAAUCGUCCGACAAAUAUAAAGAAUACGUUCUUUAUAUUGAUGUAGACAAUAGAGUUCAAAAUUCAAAAAUUAAAGACAUUCAUUUAGUCUUAAUUUGGCGUUCCAGUGACCUCAAAAAUUCUGGUCGAUCGCUGGAACAUGUAACUGCUCCACUUUGUCAAGACAUCGCUAGAUUGACAAAUGAUGGUAUUUCCUAUGUUCUGGAUGGCGAAAGCAUCAGAAUUCCUUUCUGUGUUUCGCAUAUUCUAGGCGAUAAUUUAGGCGUAGCACAUUUGUUAGGGUUUCGCAUGUCGUUCGGCCGUGCUUUCAUUUGCAGGUUUUGUGGACUCCAAUAUUCCGGUUUAGAAUCAUUGAACAAUAAUGUUUUCCCCUUAGCAAUUUAUCAAUCGUAUGAAUCUUACAAUGAAGAUUUAAAUCGUGUGCUUUCUAACAAGCGCUAUGAAAGUCCAUACGGCAUCAAGUGUAGGUCGGCUUUCGACAAGAUUAGAAUAAAUUGUUUUCAGAUUGCUCCACCCGAUUCGAUUGGUGAUAUAUCAAAUAUGAAUGAAAUGAUGAAAGUAAUCGAUAAUUUGAAAAUUUUCAAGAAUUAUUCUUCUGAAGAAGAACUGUGGAAGAAAGCUGCCAAAUCGGAAAUAGCUAGCAAAAAUGUUAGCAAAAAUGCUAGCGAAGAUGAUACCGAAGAUGAAAGUGAUUAAAAAAGCGAAGCGUAUUUCCGAGUGGAUGAACGACGAAAAUGGCGUGGCGUAAUGGUCAUUUUUCUUACUUUUCCCUGACCCAACAAGUUGAACUUUUGAUCAUUUUAAGAACUUAUGUCCAGCCAUUAUUUUAUUAAUUUAUUGAUUAGUCAUUGACCAAAACUAGUAGUUUGUUUAGUAUUUGUUAUUUAUAAUAGAGCAAUCGAGCAAAAAAUGUGCAUCAUAAAAUUUUACUAUCAUGAUCAAAGGACCACUUUUACUAUAUAAACGAUUGGAAAACUGGCAUUCGUCACGAUAAUUUCAUCACUUUGUUUCAAGAACAAGAUC